AUGUCUGCCCAGAUCAUCAGCGUUGAGAGCAAGUGUCUGCGAGUGAGUGUUCGCAUUGACCAGCAGGGCGCGGCUUGUCUCGAUGCGGUAAUCCCGACACGAAGUGCCCAGCCAGACUCGGUCUCCAAGUACUUUCCAGAUCACCAUGCUCCUCUGGUGGAGGUCCGCCUAGCCGGUGAAGGGACCGAGAAGCACAAGUCGUCAAAGGCCUUGCUUGGAACGUACGUUGGGCCGCGACUGCGCUACCAAACCCACGACAUCCAUACCGGAGAAGGCGCCAAAACCCUUAACGUCUCUCUCGCAGAUGGUAGCCUCACAGUAGUCUCCCAUCUUACAGUCUACAAUACAACUCCAGUUGUGCGUGCAACGGCUUCAGUCCGAAACAAUAGCGACCAGGAUGUCGUCGUUACUCAAAUCACCUCUCUUGUGCUAGGAGGCGUAACUACCGGGUCCUCCAAGUGGUGGGCUGAUUAUACCCUGUCAGUCCCAACUAACUCCUGGUUCCGCGAGGCACAAUGGAUCGAGCACGAUCUCCCCAGUAUCGGGGUGGAUGACUACGGAGUAUACGGUCGUCCAGAGAACCACUAUGCCUCCCUAGGCCACUAUGCAGUGUCUAACCGGGGGACCUUCUCGACGGAGGGCCACCUCCCCAUGGGCCUGCUGAAGCGCCGCGAUAAUGCUGAAACAUGGCUGUGGCAGGUAGAGAACAACGGUUCGUGGCGAUGGGAAAUCGGCGACUGGAAGGACAGUGUCUAUCUUGCCGCUGGGGGCCCUGUCGAAACCGACCACGACUGGCGUCAACGAUUAGGGCCAGGGGAGGAGUUCACGACCGUACCCGUUGCACUCUGCCAUGUCUUCGAUGACUACGAGAAAGCCUUUGCAGGUUUGACCCAGUAUCGACGGGUUAUCAGACGGAAGCACUCAGAUAACGAACACCUCCCUAUCAUCUUCAACGACUACAUGAACUGCCUCAUGGGCGAUCCGACCGACGAGAAGAUCCUAGCUCUAGUCGACCCCGUCGUUAAAGCCGGGGCAGAAUACUUCGUUAUCGACUGCGGAUGGUACGCCGACGACGCAGGAUGGUGGGACGACGUCGGAGAAUGGGAGCCAUCCAAGAAACGCUUCUCUAAAGGUUUAAAGCACCUCCUCGGUCAACUGAGAGAAAAGGGCCUGACCCCAGGUCUAUGGAUCGAGCCUGAAGUCAUCGGAGUGCGCAGCGUCGUUGCGGACGAACUCCCCUAUGAAACCUUCUUCCAGCGCGAUGGCCAGCGCGUCGUCGAGAAAGGCCGGUACCAACUUGACUUUCGACACCCGGCUGUCCGCGAUCGCAUGCAUGGCAUAAUCGGACGUCUAGUGAAUGAUUUUGGAGUUGGAUAUUUCAAAUUCGACUAUAACAUCGAAGUCACCCAGGGGACUGAUAUUGACUGCUCCAGCCCGGGAUCAGGGCAACUGGGUCACAACCGCGCGUACUUACGCUGGGUCAACGAGCUGUAUGAUAGAUUCCCUGACCUGGUCAUUGAAAACUGCUCCAGUGGUGCCCAGCGUAUGGACUACGCUAUGCUUGCAACUCAUUCUCUGCAAUCAACAAGCGACCAGCAGGAUUCGGAUCGGUACGCGGCCAUUUCUGCUGCGCUGCCGACAGCUGUUACCCCGGAGCAGGGCGCAACUUGGGCAUAUCCUCAGCCAGAAUGGGAUGAUGAAACCAAUGCGAUGACGGUUGUCAACAGCUUACUGGGCCGUAUCCAUCUCAGUGGCCGCCUGGAUAUCUUGCAGCCGCACCAGUUUGAUAUAAUCAAAGAGGGAAUGGAUGUUUACAGGUCGAUUCGCGCGGACUUGACGACAGCGACUGCAUUCUGGCCAUUAGGGCUCCCACAUUGGCAUGAUGACUGGCUUGCACUUGGGAUGGCAGCUGCGUCAGGGGGGAGGUAUUAUAUUUCUGUUUGGAGGCGAGGUGGUGCUGAUACUGUUGAAUUGUCGGUGCCUCAGCUGAAAGGGCGUGAGGUCAAGGCUGGGCUGCUCUAUCCUGCUUCUUUUAAUGCAGAGAGCGAGUGGAAAGCUACAGAUGGUGUAUUGAGGGUCAAGGUCCCGUCGGAGCUGUGUGCUCGACUAUUCAGGUUGACCAUUGUCUAA
This is a messenger RNA of Aspergillus versicolor CBS 583.65, 2130 nucleotides long. Its product is annotated as putative Melibiase subfamily. NCBI's taxonomy places the organism in Eukaryota, Fungi, Ascomycota, Eurotiomycetes, Eurotiales, Aspergillaceae. Gene Ontology annotation, biological process: carbohydrate catabolic process. The record is from RefSeq and is a predicted model, not a curated record. Gene Ontology annotation, molecular function: alpha-galactosidase activity. The coding region runs from base 1 to 2130 and encodes 709 amino acids. The transcript has a single exon.